This is a messenger RNA of Leptinotarsa decemlineata (Colorado potato beetle), 2239 nucleotides long. It is a transcript of the gene Gdap2, whose product is annotated as ganglioside induced differentiation associated protein 2. The record is from RefSeq and is a predicted model, not a curated record. NCBI's taxonomy places the organism in Eukaryota, Metazoa, Arthropoda, Insecta, Coleoptera, Chrysomelidae.
GCUUUGCUGUACCUCAUCACCCUAUUAGACCCUAUCGUAAGGGGGGACUACGUUAUCGCAUAUUUCCAUACUUUGACAUCAAGCAAUAAUUACCCUUCUUUCUCUUGGCUCAAAGAAGUGUACAAUGUUCUGCCAUACAAAUAUAAGAAAAAUUUGAAGGCAUUCUAUGUUGUUCAUCCUACUUUCUGGACAAAGAUGAUGACAUGGUGGUUCACAACAUUUAUGGCACCUGCAAUAAAGCAAAAGGUUCACAGCUUGCCAGGUGUGGAGUAUUUGUAUUCAGUAAUGUCACGGGAACAACUUGAAAUUCCCGCAUUUAUUACCGAAUAUGAUAUGACUAUCAAUGGAAUAAGAUACUUCCAACCAGAGGCUCCUUCAUAAUUGACUAGGGAACACUCUUCAAUGGAAUUGAGUGGUAUAACCCAGUGAUAAGUUGCAAUAUAUUUUUGACUAAGCUUAAAACAAUUGUACAUGUGCCAACUGGUUAUUUGUUAGGAUAAGCUUAAUGAUAAUGAUAAUAUGAACCCCGCUGCCUUCGUUUAUUUUGUCACAAAAAUAACACUUUUGAUGGAGAUUGGUUUUGACCAUACCUACACUGUAAAUAUAUAUAUAUAGUUUCAACAUUCGUUAAAAAGUGAAUGUAUUGCUAUAUUUUUCAAAUUUAGUUCAAAUCAAUUUAUAGUUUUGAUAUUGGACUAUUACUGUUUCCUGAUUCAUAUUGUAUUAUUAAUCAUUUGAUCACCAUCUCCAAAAGAAGUCUAGCAAUUGAAACCAACCUUCAUUGUAAAAUAUGAUAUGUGAAAUAUGUUAAGUUUGAACAUUCAUAUACGAUGUUAUUAUGAAAAUAUUUUGAAAUUGUUGAUAUGUCCCUAUUUUAUUCUAGUUGGAUAAUCCUUAGUUUUUAAGUCAGUAGCAUACAUACUAUAUGAAUACAAACCAGUAGGGUAAUCACAGUUGAAUAUUCAUACAAAUGAUCUUUGAGUUGUUACUUUUUUUCACUUAAUUCUUGCAAAUUUGUAGUGUUGCAUCAAAGUGGAAUUAUUGCCUUUUAUUUGUUGAGUAGAAAGCAAUAGUGCUUUUGUUUCGUGAAUAUUGUGAAGACCGAAUAUGUAUUUAUGAUUCACAACUGGGAGGAUGAAAACAUUUGGGGUAUUCAAAAUUCUAAUUAUUCAAUGAAAAUAUUUUUAUAAUCCCUGUUUGAGGUACAAACAAUUUGGUAGUGACUUGUUUUUUCAUCAUUCCUUCAGAAAAUAUUUUCAAUUAAUUUUCAUUUCUUUUUCCAAAAUUAUAUGUCAUCUCAAAGUUAUAACACUUGAUCAGUAAUAUUCCAAACUAAGGUAUAAGUAGAAAAACUAAUGAUUUGACUUUGAUUUUAUAAAGCAAUUCUUCCUUUAAUUAUUGACUCAACCAUAACCCCUGAAUUACAUUUGCAUUUUAUUAUUAUAUCAUAUAUUCAAGCAUAACCUAACUCAUGUGCAUUCUUCAUUAACUUUGGUAAAAAAAUAUCAAGUAAAUUUUGAUAAUAGUGACAUUCACCUUCAUUGGAGUUGAUUAUCUUGUAAAUUUCUCCAUUAUAAUUGCAAAUAUAAAAAUUGUUCAAGGACUUCCAAUGAUUUUCAUCUAAUUGUACAAUUCUCUGAGCUUUUUUGCAAUAGGAAUACUAAUAAUAAAUGUUUCCCAAAUUAUGUGACAUUCAAUUUUCAAAUUAUUUUCAACUACUUAUUGCGUAUUUCAAAAUAAACUUAUUUUUUACCAUUAUUUGCCACUUGUCACAAAUUUAUUUUUCAUAAAGAGAGCCAAACAAAAAUGUUACAAAAUAAGUAAUCAGAUAUGAUGAAACAUUUACCGUGUUGUUAAUAGAGGACCACUCAAAUCAAAUUGUUUUGUUAUUUUUUAAUCUUAUUCAAUUAUUUCAAAAGACUAUUUUAAUAAAGGCUGAUUUCGAUCAGCUGAUAGUUUCAGCUGUUUUCAACUGGUAUAUUUUAUAUGAAAUUUCAUUGUUGUUCUCAUGAAAUGUAAAAGUUGCAAAAUAAACUGUUACUGCAAAUAAAGUGAACCAAAACCAUUUAUUUGUAAAUUCAUCCUGACAAUUGCAAAAAUGCACAUGACUAAUUUAUUAUUUGACUAUAUAAAUGACAAUGCUGGGAGUGUUGUUACAUUCAAUAUUUCCAGAUAAUUAGACUUUCUAAAAUACAUAUACUGGUUUAUUUUUCACACUAGUAAUACACUGUCCAUCUUG